UUUAUUUUUUUUUUUCCCACUUGAGUGCUGCCCAGGCAAGAUUCAUUUUGUGUCCUUGCUCCUCUUUGGAAUAGGUUGUGUGCAUUCCAUUAAACAGAUCCCAAGAACAGGCAACAUGGGCAUAAUGUUCUGGAUGUUGGAAAACACUUGGGCCAAAAUCCUGUGGAGAAGAGCUAGAGGCUGUAGGUCACUCUCAAAGUAUGCUAAAUAUCUCUUUUUUUUUUUUUUUUUUUAAACAAACCUUUCUUAGUUUUUACAAAAAAAGCGUGCAUUUAGUUAGUUCCUAAUUUUAUUCUCAAGCAUUCUCUUCCACAAAAUUUUAGUGUAGAUUAUUUGAUGAAGAGAAUUGUAACAACUGUGGCUUAGGAUAUCCACGCAUCCUGCUGUUCUCCAUGCUGUGCACACACUCACAGGUUGUUCCCUGUCCUCUGUGGGAUAUAAUCUGUUUAUGGGCUGCCUGUGCUGUGGGGUUACAUCCCUGUGGCUGUAUUUGUAUGUGUGGUUGAAGUGAGAUGGCUUCUGCAGCUGGAUGGAGCCCUGGUCAGUCCCUGUUAGCUGCACAUGUGAAUUUUAUGGAUUACACUGAACCAGGAAACAAGAUGUUGUGACUGUAUCAGAAAUCCAUCCUUAGGUGUUUCCAGACUGUGUCAGUGCUACAGUAUCAAGCAACAGCAAGUGCAUUUUCUGUCAAGUCAAAUUGCAGAUUUAUCCUUUUCUGAGUCUGUGUGUAAUCACAUAUAGAAUCAUUACAUUCAAGUUUUCAAACGUGUCUGCAGGAAAAAAAUCCCCCAAAGAUUUCACAUAAUCUAUUCAAAAUAAUUCAAAUUAUUUUUCUCAUGAAUAUUCUAUCUUCAGUUUAGUUUAUGAACUACACAGCAUUUUUUUUGGCUGUCACCACUUGAUAUAUUUUUUUGUCGUCUCAUAAUUGAAGUAUCCACAGGAAAACUUCAGUGUAGGUUUUACUGCGUUUUCUUUACAUAAUCUCCAGUUCAGUGGUGAAAGGCAGAGCUCAGUCUGCUGCAGUCACAGGGUAAAAAGGGAAAGUCACAGGGUAAAGUAGGGGCUGGUGUGCUGCACUGAGAUUUUGGAGGCUCAGAUCAUUUCUCAUUGAUCUCCCCAGUGAAUUUUGGCCAUGCAUUUUUUUAAAAUCUGUGCUUACGUGUUUUGCUGGGCUGAAAUUUUUUUCUUGUUACAUUUCCCAUGUGCUGGUAGAAAACCCAAGAAUUGUUCACAUUUUGAGUACAUUGUUGUUGUUGUUAGGGUUAGUGGGGAUUUUGUUUUGUAUUUGGAAAUUUCACUUUGGCAUGUAAAAAGUCAAGCUGGUAUUAAGUACUUACAGCUUUGAUUUGUACUCUUAAUACAAUUUGUAAUAUUUGGGUUAAAUAAAAAUAACAUUUUAAAGCUAAGUCCUUGCAAUCUUCCAUUGUGGGACUGAAAGGUGUUUAGAAUGAAUGAAAUAUAAAUUUAUUUAAAAUACUUUAGCCUUACAAAAUGGUUAGUCUUCUGGAAGCUGUAAUUUCUCCUUCAGAAUUUUGCUUUCCAACUAUAUUUUUCUGUGCUGUAAAUGCAGUGCUCUCAUAAAGCCCUGAUAAUUCUGCUUGCUGCCACAGUAAGUUUGGGACUGUUCAGGAGCAAUUCAAUUUCCUGGAAAAGAGUAACUCUUUGGUGAAAUUAAAGCCUUAGUGGCCGAGGGUGAAUGAUCACAGAGCCACCACUGUGGCACUGGAACUGCCUGUUCUAAUGGCCGUGUUAAUGUCCUGAGUGGAGCAGUCCAAAUUGUAUUUCAGAAUAUUAUGUCGUGGUCUGGCAGCCAAAUGUUGCCUCUGCAAAACUGGCACAUAUGUGAAAGCUUACAGUAAAGCAGAUUAAUAUUUGUAUUUUGGUCUAAGUAAGACCAAAUGCAAUUUUUUUUGUGUGUGAAAUUAAAAAUGUUGCAACUGUUACUUCUCUUGAAGCAGCUGGUUACUUCACUUGUCACUUGUUCAAAGGGUCUGUAGGUUUACAAAUGAGAAGCCUCAGAGGGGGUUAUUUUGCCACAGCUCAGUGCUGUACAAAAUGUAAAACAACUUACUGCUUUUCUAAGCAGGAGGAUUCCAAGAGCAAGGAGAAAAAGCUGCUGAUGGAGUUCUUUCAUUUGCUUACUUGAUGCCAGAUGUUGCCAAAAUCUUUUACCCAGUCUAUUUUAGAUCUCCCCAGGGUGAUUGAACAGUGAAAUAUUCACACUUGUAGCAGGUUCUUCACUUCAUUCACUGAGGUGGUUUCAUGCCAGAACUGUGGAACACAGGAUUCAUCAGGUAGAUCAGAGAUGGGGUGGAAAAUAAAAUAAUGGCACCACAGAUCUGGAAAUGCCAAUUUUGUUAUUAUGGUGCUGUGGCACGUUUUUAUGAAGUUGCUGAGGGGCAGUAACUUGGUUCCCCUGCCAGCAAAGAGGGGAUCCCAUGUCAUGUAUGGCACUGGGAGGCAGGCAUUGGUGCUAGAAAGGGAAAUAAAACUCAGAUCUUGUUCUGGCAUGGUUGGUUCUCAUCCUUCACAGAACACAUUGUUUGGGGUUUGAUGUGGUAGCUCCUCCAGGCCGUGGUGUUCUCAUUUUUUAGUACCUAGGUGUACAAAAGAGGCAUUUGCUGUUAAACCUGAGGGCUGUUUGAGUACACAGAGAGUCAAAAGGUGAUUUUUGAAAAUGGGAGCUGAGUGUGAUGAUCACAGUCUGUCCUUCACCCUGCUGUGCCCAGAGAUCUCCACCUCUCUUCUGCAGCUGAUGGGAAAUUCAGGCAAAAAGUAGAAUAUGGCAGCCUACUUCUGGUAUACUGAAAGAGGGAUCCAUUUUUUUUAAACCUCCAAAUUCCAAUUUUUAUUUUAUUGGUGAGGUUUUGGAAUUGCCUGUGUUUUUUCUUGAGGGCAGAAGAAGCUAGGAAGUGUGGCUAUACUUCACAUCCUGCUUGGCUUUUUAUGAGUUACACAGCAAACAAAGCAAAGGGAAAAGGAUAUUAUCAUACUUGCUGAAAAAUAAAGUCCAAGCCUUUUAUAUUCCAAGGAAACAGAGGCAACUAGAAAACAGAAAUUGGAUCUUUACAUGUUUUUGACCUGCCUAGAAAACAGGGGAAUUAAAAUGUGUGUGCUGUGUUGUAUGUCUUUGUAACUAAAGAACUUCUGGGUCAGUCUGUGAUCACUUAAUUUAUAUUUUCUAGCCCAUUUUUAUGUGGUCUAGAUCAUGAUAGUAGCAAUACUAGAAGGAAGAUUACCUGUUUAUCUUUUAUUAUUAUUGUUAUUUGGAGGUGUUGAUGUCAGUAACUUAAUUCUUAGUCCUAUUGAAAUUUGCCACAAUGAAUAUGUUUGAGCAGGGUUAUUCUGCCAACUUAAAAAUGACUCAGCAUCUUAAGAAUGACUCUAAGAGAAAGCAAAUAUGUUAGUUUAUAAGAAAGGCAGGAUUCUUCUUAUUUAAGAGUAUAUCAGCAGUUGAGUUGUGCAUUUUAGUGUUGCAGAGGGGACAGGAUCAAAAGCAUUCACAUGGAGCAUAUGGCUGUUCAUUGAGAACCUUCAACAGGCCAAAACCUCUUAGAAAACUUGGUUUAUAUGGUACUGGGCCAACAUUUAUUAUCUAAAUUACCUGAAUAUUCUGUGUAACACGAGUGUCUUCCUGUCUGUUGGUCCUUGCAUGUCACCUGCCUGUGCAGUCAUCACCUGGACCAAGUAGUUCAGCAUGAUGCAGCUCACAGCAGUAGGUGAUGGGUUUCUGUCUUCCACCUUGUACAUAAGUGGGAUCUCUGUGCUGGAACAAGAUAAUGUUUGCAACUCACUGAAGGAAAGGGAAUAUUUAUUCAUGCUUAUGAUGAUUUGACACAAUUAAUGUCUUAAUAACCAUGAUGGCAACACAGACAUUAAGUAUAGACAACUAUCAAGAUGGACAACAGAUGCAAGUGGUAACAGAGUUAAAAACUGAACAAGAUCCCAGCUGCUCUGAAACUGAUGCCGAAGGGGUGAGUCCUGCCCCUGUAGAAUCUCAGACUCCAAUGGAUGCAGACAAGCAGGCCAUUUACAGGCACCCUCUAUUUCCCUUGUUAGCACUAUUAUUUGAAAAAUGUGAACAAUCUACGCAAGGCUCAGAAGGCACAACUUCUGCCAGUUUUGAUGUAGAUAUUGAAAACUUUGUAAGGAAGCAGGAGAAAGAAGGAAAACCUUUUUUCUGUGAAGAUCCAGAAACUGAUAAUUUGAUGGUAAAAGCAAUCCAAGUUCUGCGUAUCCAUCUGCUGGAGCUAGAAAAGGUUAAUGAACUCUGCAAGGAUUUCUGUAGUCGUUACAUUGCCUGCCUGAAGACAAAAAUGAACAGUGAAACUCUAUUAAGUGGAGAGCCUGGAAGUCCUUAUUCACCUGUGCAAUCUCAGCAAAUUCCAAGUGCCAUUGCAGGCACACUCAGUCCCCAAGGGAUCGUGGUGCCAGCAUCAGCAUUGCAGCAGGGAAAUGUAACUAUGGCAACAGUAGCAGGGGGGACAGUGUAUCAGCCAGUCACUGUGGUCACUCCUCAAGGACAAGUGGUGACACAGGCACUGUCACCCGGGACUAUUCGGAUCCAGAACUCUCAGCUCCAGUUGCAAUUAAACCAAGAUCUAGGCAUCUUGCAUCAAGAUGAUGGCUCAUCAAAAAAUAAGAGAGGAGUUCUUCCCAAGCACGCUACAAAUGUGAUGAGAUCUUGGCUUUUUCAGCACAUAGGGCAUCCAUAUCCAACAGAGGAUGAGAAGAAGCAGAUUGCAGCACAAACAAAUUUGACACUACUCCAGGUUAACAAUUGGUUUAUCAAUGCUAGAAGGCGAAUUCUUCAGCCAAUGCUGGAUUCCAGUUGUUCUGAAACUCCAAAAACAAAGAAGAAAACAGCCCAGAACAGACCAGUGCAGAGGUUCUGGCCUGACUCCAUUGCCUCAGGAGUUGCUCAGCAGCAAUCGAACGAGCUCACGAUGUCAGAUGGUGCUGUCGUGACCAUCACAGCUCCAGUGAACAUGAAUGUAGACAGUCUGCAGUCCUUGUCCUCAGAUGGUGCCACCCUGGCUGUGCAGCAGGUGAUGAUGGCAGGGCAGAGCGAGGACGAGUCCGUGGACAGCGGCGAGGACGACGGGGGAGACCUCUCGACAGCAAAUAUCAGUGGGCUGGUCCUGGAUAACAGCGACUCUCUGCAGUAGGAAGGCAGAGAGCCUGGAGAAAAACACUUAGGAAAAAGAGUGGACUGACUGACUGACUUUUUAUAGUUUGCACAGCAAACAUUUUACACAAGUUUUAUUUCUAAUAUGUUUUAUAUGUAGAUAUAGAAGGGUGCACUUUUUUGUAUUUCAUAGUAAGCUUAAAGAGUGUUUUUGCAGGUGCAGCAACUUCUUUCAAAUGUGUUUUGGUUUUUUUUUUUUUUUGUUUUGUUUAUUUUCCUUUCCUUAUUUCAGAAAAUUAUAUCUAGUAAUAUAAAGAACCAUGUAAGCACCCCUUUGUUCUCUGAAUUGGAAGUGCUGCAGUUUCUGAUGAAUUAUGCAGUUUCAAUUAGUGCUGUUAUUUAACACAGCCUUUGAUGAGCAGGUGAUGUAAAUUUAAAGCAUGUGACACUAGUGUGUGAAACUUGAUUAUUGAGUUAGAUGCAUAUAUUUGAAAGAUGCUUCUGCACCUUAAAAACUGCUAGUCUGAGGUGGACAGCAACACACAUAAAAAGAAACUGUUGAUGUGUGAUUCAGUAGAGAAUGUAUGGCAAUUUAAAUAAGUUUAGUUUCUCUCAUAGUCCGUGAGCCUGUUUAUCAUUUGCUAUAAAAACUCCUAUUUUUACCUUGCUGGGGUUAUUGGAUAAAAAAAAAAUAUUUUUAUAAAUUCACUAGAAAUUGGGAUGACAACUGUAUUAAGCAGGAGGAAAAAAAAAUUUCCAGAGGGGAAAAAUAAAUGUUUAGUAUUCCUAUUUGGAAGGUCUGAAAAUUGACCCAAUUUAAUAAACAAGCCUACAGUAGCAUUCUAUGAUUCUCAGCUAUCCCACAGUGAUAUACUAUAUUUGAUAAUAGCAUAAGAAGGGCCCACUGUUUGCUGGGAUUUUGAUAUUGUCAAACAUUGAUUUAUAUUAUGUGUAAACUAAUAUUCAAAUUGCAUAACUCUGUAUCUAGACUUGUAUCUGAAAAUAUUUGCUAAAUGAGUAUUCAGGUAAGUAAGUUCAAACACCCACAACUUUUCCAAUUAUUAGAGAAAUUUAACAUUUUAUAGUUUGUACAACUGAAUCUAAAAAAUGAAAGUUGCCUACUAUACAGUCAUGAAUUCUGCUAUUUUAUUGCAUUUGAAAUAUUUUCCCCUAAUACAAAAAGAAAAAUAUAACAUGAAUUUAUAUCAAAUUUCUUCAGAUCUGAAGUUUACUACCAGAAUAUACAGCAGGCUUUGUUAGAGUAGGAAAUCCUUGUGUGUCAUUUAAAAAACAAAGAGCUGGUGAUAAAAACAGCUGGGUUUUGGUUUGAUUUUGUUUUGGGAUUUUUUUGUUUUGUUUUGUUGUGGUAACAGUUCAUUUCUUUCAUUUUCCCAAAGUUUGAAGUCUGUGAUUGUCUAUCCAUGAAUGCUUGCUUUUGGAACUUUGUAUUUCCCUUUGUUGAGUACAAAUAAGAGAUUCAAGAGCCUCAUGGUAUGAUCAACACCCUCUUUUGUCCCUGUCCAUUUGUCACAGUGUUGGCUUAGAUCAGAGCCAGAAUUUCCUUCUGAUUUUGACCAAAUCUGAGUGUGUUUCUAACGUGACAGGGAGAAAAGUGGUCACCUUUAGAAUCUUCAGACACUGUAUUUGAACAAAGCCCUUUGGCAGAUGCAAAUAUUUAAUGGAAUACUUAAUUUUUGCUUCUCAGAACACUCAGGCACAUGCUAAGGUCCCCUUGAUUUCAGGAGGAUGAAGGAAUGUGCUGCUGGACAUGCUGAAGAGGCUGGAAGCUGCUCAUGGCAGAUUGUCCUCCCAGGCAAGGUUCAGUUGGUAGGAAGAAAAGCUUCAGGAAGAAGUAUCAGUGGCAUUGCCAUACACACAUGGAGAACAACAGGAGUUUGCAGUGUCUGGGAGUUAUUUUUUUUUAAUGGUUUUUACUCAACAAAAGAGGUGUUUCUACUCUGGCUCUCACUGAGUCCUGGCUGAGGAUCUUCCUUAGUUCAAGUGCUGUCAUGAACUGCUCCACUGGACUGGUGAUUUCUAAGAAUUUGUUUAUUUCUGACUUCUCUGCUUUGCCACUGAUGUGCCAUGUUUGUUAAACAGCACAGUAAAUGAAUAAUGAAAGAUGAAUUAGGAAGGCUUUGACAUAGCAUGGCUAUCUCAAAGGCUGCUGUCAAAUCCAGUUUGACCCUAAAAAACAUUAAAAGACAAACCAUGUACAAAUCCUGCUCCUUUGGAAGCAUUCAGCCUACUGCCCCUACAGAAGAUAGCUCAGAUUACUGGAACUCAGAUUCUCUAUUUUUGUUUUUAAUUGUUUUUAACUCCAAGAGUGCUUCAUUACCCCCACCAUUACCAUUCAAUAGCAGGUUAUAUUUGUUGGGUUUUUUGGGGUUUUUAUUGGAAACAACCAGGCCUCAGGGUUUGCAAACUUCUGAAAGUUUAUUUUUCAGAAAGAAGCCAUUUUCUAGUUAGCUUUUUUUUUUUUUUCUUUUAAUUAUUACUCCCCCCACCUUACAUGCAGCAGAAGUUCUAUUCUUCCAAAACAUGACCUUGUCUUCAGCUACUUUAUCAAUUCCUGGAGACUGAAGUUGACAGAGUUUACUGUGAAAGGGGAAUAUGGAAUAGUUUUACUGUCAGAUUAGAAACAUUAAAAAAAUAUAAGGACUUGAAUUCCUAAAACUGAAAACCCUUCACCAGUGUAAAAGUAUUGCUUAACAUGUGAAACUCAAAUAUUUUCUUUCAAUUCAGUGAGAAUUCUGUAGUGGGUGUGAACUGCCGGGAAGUGCUUGUUCUUUUCAUGAUUUAAAAGAAGAAAAAACAAAUAGAGUCCUUUUUUUUUUUUUUUUUUUUUUUUUUUUUUUUUUUUCCUGUGUAGGGUAGGAAAGAUUGCUUUUCAGGAAAGCAUCACCAUUGAGGAAAGGUACAUGUUUACGUUAGUUAAAAAGUCUUUUCAGGGGACCUGACUUCAAGUCUGUGUGUAACUCCCCCUGCCUCCAAUUAAACUCAUAUUCGUAUGCAGUAGAACUAAUUUGGUUUUUGAAUCAAUGUGAUUCUUCUGCAAAUACAAUCAUUUAAACUUUUAUAUAUUUUUUUUUCAAUCUAACCCAAACCAGGUUUCUCAGUCCAAUUUUUUCAAUAUUCCUCGAACAGGCAAGGCAAUUUUCUGGUUUUUUGUUGGUUUUUUUUUUUUAACUUUGGAAGCAUUGCGGUUCAGUAAAUCAAUUCCAAAACGAUCAGGAUAAGUUUCUGAAUGACUGUUACAAAGAAAUAAUCACGUCAGAAAAUACUGAGAACCAACUCUGGCUCUGCAGGAGGUUUUCUCCAUCUGGAUUUUGUGUCCCAGUGGAGUCCUGCUGACCUCAGGGAAGCUCCAGAGAUCCAUGUCAGGCUGCAUUUGCAUUUUCCUGGUUCCUGAUCUCUGUCAGGAAUCUUUUGGAGCCUUGCCUGCAAACCUGGGUCUUCUUCCAGUGGAAACCUGGGUAUGGAUGAAGGGCUUGGCAGGGCAGGAUUUCAUGGCAACCUGGGGUGCAACAAAUUUUUUUUAUUUUUUUAUGUUCAAAAUGAAGCCAGACCCAUGGUGAGGAAUUGCAGUUCCCAGUUCCUGUGCUUCCAAAGUAGCUUCAGGUUUAUGGAUGUUGGAGUGGAAUAGGAGCACACGUGGCUCAAGCCCCAGCUCUGAUCCCCCUGGGCCAUUCCCUGGGGAGCUGGACUCGUUAUGGGUCCUUUCCACCUCAGAGUGUUCUGUGAAAUAAUACCUGGAUUUGUUUCUGGAAGAAUCACAAGUCCACCUUCCUAACUUUAGGAAUUUGGCAGCCCACGGGAUACAACAAAGCCUUUCCAAGGGAUGAUAGUUGCACUUCAACAAACAAAAAUCCAGAACACCCUGUGUUUUGAAAAAUUGGAACACAUGCUUUUAAUUGUAAUUAAAGUUGAUUUAGCAUUUUAUUUUCUGGAGUUGAGUCGUCUUGGGAGAAAAAAAAAUGAAUUAAGUAUUUGUCUAUGCAAGACACAAAUGUCAAAAAUGUGUGAAUUACCCAUCUUUAGGUACUGUAUUGUUAUUGUCUUUCUGACUUCUGUUCCUUUGAUAAGUCUCUUCAACCUUUCAGCCUUACAUUUGGCUUAGAGUUGAAAAGGCAAAAUGUAGCUUUGAAAUCCUGUUGGAAAUGUAACUAACCUUCGUUCCCUCAUGAAAAUCUCGCAUGUCAAACAAUUAAGUGAAAUGUUUUGGUUUCUGAUAAUAAAUUCAAACUCUCACCACCUCCUGAAAACGGCAUAUCCAUGAACUUGCAGGUGUUACUGUGGUGUGCAAACCUCCCCAGCAUCAGCUGGAUGCACUUUGCUCUUCACUCUGCAGCAGGGCUGAGGACAGGAGCAGGUUCAUUUUGCCAAACUCAAACUCAGCGUGGAUUCCUUCCCCCCUCCCCUGCCCUUGGCAUGCUAAACUCCUUCAAAGUCCUCCUGGCUUGUUUAAUUUUCGAGUCCUACAGUAACCUGAUGGCCCAGUGCAAAAUGCAGUGAAAUUGGCAUUUCUGAAUUGAAAAGUGAUUUUCAGUCAUUGCCCAAAUCAGGUAAUUUGUUCAUUCCUGUCACCUGGAGAUACAAAAUCCGUUCCUUUCCUGAGACUUGGUUCUUUAGGACCUGCUGAGUGAUCACAGUUGGUUUUGCCAGAGAAAAGCAAGGUGUGAGAAGGCAGGGGAAUGCCUUUCCAACCUUGUAGAUACCCAAAAAGACUCAUGGUGUUAAUAAAAUCCAGUGUUUCAGGUCUUGACAGAAGCUGCUCAUAACCUGCCCAAGGAUUAGCAGCACUGGGUCUGCACAAUUGACAAUCUUUAACAUGUGAACCCUGUAACUUUUCUUUCCUUGGUUGUUAAGGGAUUUUGAAGCAAUUGCUCUAUCAAGGGAUGAAAUUAAAAAUGAGAAUAUGCUUCAUGGAUGAUUUAUUUUUACACUGCUGCUCUCUGUGAACAGAAAAAGCACAUUUUGGAAGCAAAGCAUUUACAUUGCUUUAACAGUAUUGUUUGGCUGAAAGACAAAUGCGUUUUCAGGAAAUCUUGAGCAUAGUUUCAAACUAUUUAACCAGUUCUUGGCCAGGGAAAGUCCUUGGCCUUUGUAUUUGUUUGGGGUUUCUUGUUUAUGCAAAUGAAGAAAAAUGUUUACUAGUUCUUACCAGUGUGGGGAUUUUUAUUACACAUUUGUAAUGUAGGAGCAGCUUGGAUGAAUGAAAGAAUUAGCAGGUAAAUAGUCCACAAUGUUUGUGACUUUGGGUGGGGGUUUUUUUUGUUGUUGUUUCAAAAUUAUUAAUUAAAAUGGCAUGGACAUCAAACUUCAA
This is a messenger RNA of Taeniopygia guttata (zebra finch), 10454 nucleotides long. It is a transcript of the gene PKNOX1, whose product is annotated as PBX/knotted 1 homeobox 1. Lineage: Eukaryota; Metazoa; Chordata; Aves; Passeriformes; Estrildidae. The record is from RefSeq and is a predicted model, not a curated record. Gene Ontology annotation, biological process: regulation of DNA-templated transcription. Gene Ontology annotation, molecular function: DNA binding.